CUUGCCUACGCUCACGUCAAUGAUGAGCUUCGAGCCUCUUUGCCUGGCUUCAUGCGUGCCCGCUCUUGUCCGUGGUCGCUGAGCGCCCGUGAGGACUGGGUGUGGUGCGUUUACGAUCGACCUCUCGAGGCGCCUCCACUUCCACUAAGUUCAGUCCUCCCGCCAGGACCUUCGCUAAGCGACCAUGGAACCGGUCCGCUUGGUGCUUCAUCAGCUGCCUCCGGUCUGUUGCCAUCCAUCGUACUCGGCUCCUCUUGCAUUACUGCGGCAGUUAAUAGAUCUACUGUUGGAGGAGGUGGUGGCAUCGGCAGUGAGACGGGUAGUUGCGGCUCCACCAGCCCAACAAGUCUUGGCUCGACCAAUGAUGCCGGCCAGCUGUUGCAGCACCAGCUCCACCAGCCUGUACUGCGACUGGCGACGCGGGCUCGGGAGCGUGAUAGGAUUUUACUUGCUUCAAUCGCGGCUGGUACUGCUGGUCCCGGUUUUCCGGGCCAUGCUGGAUUGUUGCCCAGCAGUCUAGCUUUGGGGCUCGGUGGACCUGCCAAGCGAUCUGGCUACGCCUCAGUUGCCGGCGAUCCGGUCGCCUGGAGAACACUGGGAGCUGGAAACGGCCUGUCGCCGGGUGAGCGGGCCGCCAAGCGACACCAGAUGAUGCAACAUCAUCAUAACCACCAGCAACAUCAGCAACAGCAUUUGCUAGCACCAUUUCCUGUUCAGCCAGCUUCAACACAAUCGGUUUACACUUCGAGGCGCUUAUCUUAUGGCCGUGCAUUUCAAUCAAGCGGGCGGAAGCGUACUUACCAGAAUAGCUAUUCUGCCCUCCUUGGUUCGGGCCAUGAAGUAGCAGAGGGGGCCCACCAUGCAGAGACCUCGGAACUAUCGGACAGGCGUUCUGAAGAGGUAGAGUCUCCUUUCAGGCGUACUCUUUCGCCUUCCACGGCUUCCUCUUCUUUACUCGGCUCACAUAGACUCGGUGCCGGCCAUUGGUCUCGGAAGCGCCAGUUAUGGCCAUUAGGGGCGGGCUUACAACCUGCUAGGCGAUCCAAUUUGGACGGGGACGUUCACUCUCUUUCACUUCUCCCGCUGACUUCGGCUUCAGCCCUAUCUCUAUCAUCCCAGCACGUCUCUCCUCCAUCGCUUCCUCUUGCCCCCGUCUCGAGUGAUGCCGAAGUGAAGCCCGCUCUUGGUCGGGCCACCACUUCUCAAAUGGCACGCCCAUCAAUGCCUCCUCCCCCAGCUGCAUUUCUGCGUCCACAACAACAGCAUCAUCACCAGCAGCAGCAUUUACCUUCAGCUGAGGGCCCGGCUGAGCAAGUAGCUAACUCACUCACCGCUUCCGGAAUCCUUUCGAGCCCCGCUCACAUGACUAGUGGAUCAUCAUUGCUUCCUACAGGCUGCUCAAACGAUGCUGGACGUCCUAUUUCUUCUUCUUCACCUUUAGCUAUUGUUGACUCUACAAUACCUAAUUGCCGCCUUCCUGUUCGUCCUGGUUCAGUGGCGUCACCAACACAGUCACUCUCUACACAACACCUUUCUCAUCCCCCGCAUCACUCUCACCAUUCUCAACAACAUCAGCAUCAUCGUUCUUCAGCUCACCCUCUUCAACAAACAAGUCCUAAGCACCAAAAUCAUCAAGCCGAUAUACAAUCCACGCAAAGUCAGCAUCAAUCUACCCAACUGCAACAACGUCAACAAUAUUCCCAGCUCACAGGAGAUCGGCUCUAUCGUUCGUCUGGACCAGGAGUCGCCUUGCUUCGGACUCCCCCUGGUGGGGCUUCAUCCCAACAGGACUCCAUUCACCACCACCACUCCCAGCAACAACCAAGUGUUUCUGUCCCUGUGGCCGAUAUUGAAGGGCUUCGAGCCCCUAACUCUAAUGACCCACCCGACCGGACUGGAUGGGAACGGGAAGCUGAGGAAGAGGAAAUGGAUGAAGAAGGCGAAGAAGAGGAAGAUAGCGACAACUUUUCAGACGGACUCUGA
Protopolystoma xenopodis is the source of this 1983-nucleotide messenger RNA. The record is from the annotation of a GenBank genome assembly. Lineage: Eukaryota; Metazoa; Platyhelminthes; Monogenea; Polystomatidea; Polystomatidae.